UAAAAAUGGCGGACAGCAGCGCUAAAGUUGGCGAAGAAGUACAGUGUACCCUGAGUGACCCAGCGUUCGGUAACGACAUGUUGUCGGUACUGAACGACAUGAGAGCGGAGGGAGUCCUGCUGGACGUGACGGUUGUUGCAGGGGAGGAGGAGUUCAGGGCGCACUCUACAGUCCUGGCCUACGGCAGCGACUACUUCCGGCGCCUUUUUUCUUCAGGUAUGAAGGAAAGUCAAGACAAUCGAGUGGAGCUGAAGGACCCGUGUAUCAGUGCGAAGGGUUUCCGUCUGCUUCUGAACUUCCUGUAUUCUGGCGAACUUGCGGUGUCUACUGAGAGCGUGUACGAUGUUCUCUUAGUGGCCAAUCACCUACAGGUUGAGACCAUUGUGAAACUGUGCUACGAUUUCAUUUCACAAAACAUGCGGGAUGCACCACUGGAGCUAGUCAAUUAUACUGAAGCGCAAAAGGUUGCUGACGCCUACGGCUUGACAAUCUUGCAGGAGAAGGUACAUUCUGCACUUGCGGAGAACUUCUUAGAGCUGAGCACUUCCGAAGAUUUCCUGCAAUCCACUACUCAAGAACAACUGGUGACGAUUUUACAGGCCAACAAUGUUGCUUCGCCUUCGGAGCUACAGUUGUAUGAGGCGGUGGUACGCUGGCUCAUGCAUGACGAGCAGGCCAGGAUGCCUCAAGCGGCGGGUGUCCUGAGUCACGUGAGGUUCGCACUGCUGGACCAGAACAUGCUGUACGGACUCCUGCAGACCGACCUGGCAGUCAUGGAACACUGCAGGCACCUGAUCCUGGAAGCGAUGGCCUACCACAGCCUUUCACCCGAGACCAGACAGGGCAUCGACUGGCCACGGUCAAAGCCCAGAACUUCAGUGGACGAAAAGGUUCUCUUGGCUUUAGAAUCAGAUUCGAAGAAGGCCUGGAGGUUCACUGCCAACGGGUGGAUAGAGGAAAAAGGUAAUGUGCGUCAUCCUCGUGACAUCCACGCUGUUGCUGUCGUAGGGAACGUCAUGUAUGCGGUGUUGGCGCAAGUCUUUAUGGCACAAGGGUCAUCUUUUCAAACCUACAAUCCAACAAAACACAGGUGGAAAGACUUACCGCCAUUUCCUUAUUUCCCAAACGGUAACAAGUGUUUUCAAAUGACAGCUAUGGCUGAAAAGCUGUUCGUUGUCCAGAGCAUGGAGGGAAAUCUCAGCAGCAAAGCUCACUGCUACGACAUUUCUAAGAAGCAAUGGAUGAAGAUCCCUUCAUUCCCACGAUCCUGCCAAGGAGUAGCCCUAACAAGCUGUCAGGGAGCUGUGUUUGCAGUCGGUGGUUAUGUCCAGGGAAUCGUGAGCGGAAAAGACACAGUUGUACCAACUUCAGCGGUCCACACGUUCUUCCCGCCAAAUAACGCCUGGGAAGCAGUGUCGCCCACAACUUGGCCUCACGCAGAAGCUGCCGCCAUGGUGCAAGGUGACAUCAUCUACAUAGCAGGCGGCAAAACUCUCAAAGAUGGAAAGGUAUUUUGGAGUGCUACCGUAGAGAUGUGCAGAGCUGACCUUAAGGUCACAAUGAAAGGAUCGCCGUGGUCGGUGGUCCUUCAGCCUCCGUGCGUUCAAAAGUUCGCCUCCCAAGUUGCCUUCAUCGACCGCAAGGUGUACUUCCUCCUCGGCGGACAGAUGCACUUCACCGGCAAGCUUGUUGACCAUGACCGCACGUCAGAGGAAGACGUGGAGGACAUGUCCCAGGCGUUUCGGAAGGAUCUCAAAUCAAGCAAUGUUGUGUGCGCCACUUUGUCAUUAAAUGAAUAAUGUUAUAUGGUUGCGAAAUCAGGGGAAAAGAUUUUUCAAAUGAUGUCUGUCCUAUCGAAACUGUCCAUAAUCGCUUCUGUAAAAACAUUCUUGGCGUACACAGAAAUGCUAGCAACGGAGCAUGCAAAGCAGAACUUGGUAGAUUAUCUGUAGACACAGACGUAUCCGUACGUGUAGUCAAGUAUUGGUUAAGACUGAGACAACUAGACGCUAAAACAGAUCCCCUAUACAAUAAUGCAUGUUCACAAGAAAAAUCUGCUACACCAUGUGAAAGAAAUACUUGGACACAGUGAUUUCUCAUAUAUCUGGCAUAACGACAACGUCAAUCUCGAUAGGCAACACAUAUCUAGGCAACAGAAUAUGUACAUUACUUAGAAGUAGACUCUCUGACAUGUAUAUCCAAACCUUUCUAUACAAUCUUUCUGUUGAUGUCGGUAAGCUAAGAUUUUAUAGAAAUCUCAAACCUGUAUACACCAUGGAACGUUAUCUUCACAUCAAAUACUUCGAUGUAAGAUCAGCUAUAUGUAAGCUUAGAGUUAGCGCACAUACAUUAGAAAUAGACAAGGGUAGAUACAAACAAUUGUUAACAAU
Molecule: messenger RNA, 2390 nt
Organism: Branchiostoma belcheri (Belcher's lancelet)
Lineage: Eukaryota; Metazoa; Chordata; Leptocardii; Amphioxiformes; Branchiostomatidae
Product: kelch-like protein 26
Exons: 6
Coding region: 6-1799 (597 amino acids)
Molecular function (GO): protein binding
Source: RefSeq, a predicted model, not a curated record